AUGCAUGAAAUCAUUACAAUUUCAUUGUCUCAUAGAGCCAACCAUCUUACCACCCAAUUCUUCAAUUGUCAAGAGGAGACAUUACUGGAUACAAAUCCAAAUGAUUCAAUUGAUCCAUCCAUUUUCCUUUAUCCUACUAUAGAUAAAAUAUCUAAAACUGUAUCUUAUUCCCCAAGAGCUUUAUUAUGGGAGGCAAAAAAUGGGUUUGGUUCCUUGGGAAAGUACCAGUAUGUCCCAGAAUCGUUAGAUUAUCAUUUUAAUAACAAUAAUUCAGAAAUACCUCCAUCUACCACUGCAAAUAACACUAAUAUAAUAUCUACUCACCCAAAAAUAGAAAAAUCUGCAUACCAAAAUGCAUUAGAUAUAGAUCCAUAUAAUUUACCAAAAUUGACUAAAGAAAACACUAAAUAUUGGUCUGAUUACUCAAAAUUAAUACUUGAACCAAAAAGUUUCAAUACUUUGCAAAAUUGGUAUCAUAAAGUUGACACACCAAAUGUUCCUGACUAUCAAAAUUUAAAUCAAUAUGGAUUUACCACUUAUGAACAAGGUGUUCAAGAAUUCAAUAUUUGUAAGGACGACUUCUUGGAUUAUAAUUUAAGACUAAUGCUGGAACAAGCAGACACUUUACAGGGUAUAAAUUUCAUUACAGAUUUAGAUUCUGGGUGGGGUGGUUUAGCAACACAAUUAGUACAGGAUGUGAGAGAUGAACUACCUAAAUCAACUUUUUUUACAUACGCUUUUAAUGAAUCAGACAUGUUUAGUGGUGCAAAAAUUAAUCACACUCUUAUGAGGAAUAAAAUUAAAAGUACGUUGGCAUUAAAACAGGAGUCUGAUUUAUUUUUCCCUAUAUUUGCCAAUAGUCAAAAGUUAUCAAGCUGGGAAAUUGGUGGUCAGACUUGUAGAUUACUUGAUACGAUCAAUUCAGUAUUAUCACAAAGAAAUAAGGAACAAAGAAAAUCUAUGGAAUAUAUAACAUCAUGUUUAGUUAAUGAUGAUCAAUUACGGAAUGUUAUAACUACUUUAUAUGAUACAAACUAUGAUUACGAUUAUUCUUUCUAUUCUCAAGUUAACAAAGAGGCAAAAUCUCGUGUGUCAUCAAAGGAAUAUCAUAUAUUUUCAAAUUGUUUAAUAAUCAGGGGUGAAAGUGAUGAACUAUCAUCUCAAAAUAAGGAGGGUGAACAAAAUAAAUUUAAAGAAUUUAGAGAAUUACGUACAACUACAUUUAAACCAUCUGAUACUAUUCCUGAAGAAUUUGUUGAAAAGAAGCUGACAUCAAUUAAUAUGUCUACUAAUGAAAAAUCUAGGUAUGUAUUUAAAAAUUGGAACUUCUAUAUUUCUAAAAUAUUUAAACUAGAUGAAGACAGAGAAGAAUUAAAAAAUGAAGCAUCUAAUUUGGUAUCUGCUUAUGAAUUUGGGUAUUACGACGAUGAAGAUUCUGGUGAUGAUUAUUGA
Arxiozyma heterogenica is the source of this 1452-nucleotide messenger RNA. It is a transcript of the gene DML1, whose product is annotated as Dml1p. Bases 1 to 1452 code for a protein of 483 amino acids. The record is from RefSeq and is a predicted model, not a curated record. Gene Ontology annotation, biological process: mitochondrion organization. The transcript has a single exon. Lineage: Eukaryota; Fungi; Ascomycota; Saccharomycetes; Saccharomycetales; Saccharomycetaceae. Gene Ontology annotation, cellular component: mitochondrion; cytoplasm.